Messenger RNA from Rhincodon typus (whale shark), 3212 nucleotides. It is a transcript of the gene svopl, whose product is annotated as SVOP-like. Gene Ontology annotation, biological process: transmembrane transport. The record is from RefSeq and is a predicted model, not a curated record. Gene Ontology annotation, molecular function: transmembrane transporter activity. The transcript is spliced from 13 exons. The coding region runs from base 7 to 1305 and encodes 432 amino acids. Lineage: Eukaryota; Metazoa; Chordata; Chondrichthyes; Orectolobiformes; Rhincodontidae.
GAAGCCAUGGAGAUCAUGCUUUUGGCAGUCAUUUCCCCAGUCAUUCAUUGUGAAUGGCGCCUGGAAGAAUGGCAGGUUGCCAUGGUUACAACUAUGGUGUUUCUAGGCUUCAUGUCGUGCAGUUGGGUUUGGGGUUACCUGGCUGACAGGUAUGGCCGUUGGAAGAUUCUUCUACUGGUCACUGUCUGGAGUUCCUAUUACUCAGGCUUGACUUCCUUUGCACACACCUAUGGCUGGUUUGUCUUCCUCCGCUCCAUGGUUGGAUGUGGAGUGGCUGGUCAUUCACAAGGAUUUAUUAUCAUGACUGAAUUCUUGCCCUCCAAAUAUCGAGGUCGUAUUUUGCCUCUGGGACAGCUCUUCUGGCUGUUGGGCUCCACAAUAGAGAUCUUGUUGGCAUACCUAAUUAUCCCUACAUUGGGCUGGCGUUGGCUUGUGCGUAUCUCUACUGUACCAAGUAUCAUUCUGCUGGUGGUAUUUAAGUGUAUUCCAGAAUCAGCCCGAUACAAUGUUUCUGUGGGGAACUCUCAGUUUGCCACCAAGACCCUGGAUUACAUUGCAAGAAUGAAUCGAUCCUGCCUCCCUCAGGGCUCUUUGAUGGAGUCCGAAACACAAAUCAGGGGAAGAAUGUCUGACUUGCUGGGUGCAGAAUUCAGACGCACAACCUUGCAGUCCUGGUUCAUCUGGUUGGGAACAGCAUUUGCAUAUUAUGGACUGGUUCUAACCAGCUCAGAGCUAUUGGAAAACAACCCAGUCUGUGGCAGUGAGGGAGCUAACAAAGGAUCCGAUGUGGUUAAUACUUUGGAAACCUGCCAUUGUAAGAUGUUCGAAUCUGCAGACUACCAGACCAUGGUCAUCAGCACUUUAGGAGAAUUCAUGUUUAUUCCAUUUAGCCCGUUUAUCAUCGAGUCUUUGGGAAGACGUCACAGUCUGGCAGUCACCAUGGCAACCUCUGGGAUUUUCUUCCUUCUCCUCAACAUCUGCAGCAGCAGGGCUGUGUUGACCACUUUACUUUUUGUUCUCCGAGCCCUUGUGUCUGCAAAUUUCACCAUCAUCUAUAUCUACACUGCAGAGGUAUAUCCUACGACUUUCCGUUCCUUAGGAUUAGGCUCUUGUAGUUCAAUGGCUCGUAUUGGGGCAAUGAUCGCACCCUUUGUAGCACAGGUCCUGCUGGGCACGUGGCCUAUAACAGCUCUGUGUCUCUUCAGUGCAGUGUGCAUCAUUUGUUCUAUUUUGGCCUUUACUCUUCCCAUUGAGACUCAGGGACGUGCAAUGCAGGAGAUCAAUCCAUCCACCUCCAGUAUUUAAAAUUCAGUCAUGGAAUUAAUAUUUAACCAAGCAGAGGGAAACUAAUGUGAUAUCAAGAUGUCUGUUGGUCUCCCUGCGUCAUAUGAUAUUAUUUCCAUUCCACUGAGGACCAUAACUUGCUUUCCUCAUCCAUUACUUCUUCUGCAAGUGUAUCUCAUUGUCUCGCAUCCAUCAAACAUCCACCACAUGUGGCCUUUGACUGAGAAAGAAGGUUUAGAAAGGUUGAACUUUGAAGAGAUUUUGUUCUACUGUUUGCACUCAGGAAUAAACUUUGUAGCGCAAAAUGUAAUAUGAAAUAAUACAAUAAAGAAAAAUUGCCAAUUUUUAAAAAAUUUCCACCACAAGUGCACCAGUACUUUCCUGCACUGGCGAUUGAGUAAAGUGAAGCAUCUUUUGAAGCAUUCAAUACCACUUAAAAUAAAAGACUUUCUGUCCCUGCAAGAAGCCUGUUGUGCAUGAUCUGAAGUAGCUUUCCGGUUUUGUCAGCAUCUUGUCCAAUAAAUGGACAAUUAUCCCGAAGCAAGUUGAUUCACCAAACCAUCUCCCUGCGCCUGGACUUUGUUGAAAUUAUGAAAAUAACCUUUGCUUGAUCUGUUGUCAAAAAUAGGAUGAUCAUUAUCAUAGUCUUCAACACAAUGAAUCCAGUGCUGGUCAGCUUGUCAUGUUGUGCAUAUCUGUUCUUGAAUACUUUGUCAUAACCUUUACUGUGCAAACAUAUUCCAUUUUACUGAUAGUGUUAUGCUGCCUUUCAAUUAUCUGUCAUGUUCCUCCUAAGCUCCAGAUACCUUGUCUUACUUGCUCUACUCCUUGAAUCCUUGUUAAGUUGAAUUCCAGAUGUUAUUUCAGUAAUCCUUUCAAUUGACCCGAAAACUGUGCAAACACCUUACUUUCUUGAGUCUGUUGUUCCUCUGAACAAGCUCUUUAACUCAAACAUGGAGUCACAAAUCGCUACUUGCAUUGAUUCAACUCAACUUCUUGAGGCUGCUUUUAGACUUUGUGUCACCUUACAAAGAGACUCAGUUCUUCCCCAGGAGUUCUUCUUAAUAAAAAGGACCUGUACACACCCAAGCUGAGUCAAGUUACCAAAGCAGUAAAUCACUACUUUAGUUAGGCCGUCUGAGGUUUGUACAAUGAUUUUGUAUGCUAAGCUUAAACUGGUACUGUCAGAACUCGACAUAAACGGUGUACAAUAAAGGUAUCAUUGGGCUGAUUCACUCCUGUUGUGGAAUAGCACUCGCAGGGAACACUAACCCAAAUUCACAGGCACCCACACCUUCAUAUUCCAACACCGACAGCAACCAGUCUGAUAAUUAACAGAAAAAGCAGAGCCUAAGAGCCCACAACAUAACUCAUGGGAGCAUCCAUUGAGAAAUCAACCCUUAACUUCAGCAUGCGAGAGUUAAUGGACAAAAGAAAUUUUGAGGUCAACUUAUUUUGCCUUCUACCUCCUGGUAGCCAUGUGACAGAAUGAUAAUGCAGUUGUUCACUAAUUGUGACAUCUACUUCUAUCAAUCAGACUACAGUAGACUUGGACAAACGUGGGGGGAGGGGCGGGGAGGGAUUUCCAGUAGUGCAGGGAUAGUGUCCUUACCUCUGAGCUCGGAGGCCUGAGCUCAAGUCCCACCUGCAUGUCAAAGUGUGUGAUAAUAUCACUGAGCAGAGUUGCUUAGAAAAUAUCUAGAGCUGGACAGGAGGUGAGGAAAAUACCAUUCCUUGUUCUAAACUCACUUGUUCCUCCCAAACAAGAUAUACUUACCACACGGUGAGAGAAUCGUACAGUUGCUGACAAGUAACUGGAAGUUAAAAGUUGCAUCUGCUUUUUCUUUGAAGAACGUUUUGCUAAUUUGAUCAUUUUGAAGGCUAUUUGGAUACUGUUUUGUGAUUAUGUUAUAAUAAACUUUUGAUAU